AUGCUUGAAUUGGUGGGUGUCUCUUGGGUUGUCCACGACUCCACUAAAUAUCAAGCACUUGGCUUUAUGUUGACUGCAGAACUCAUAUCAAGUAAUGGAUACGUUAUAGCCAAGUCGAGCCAACCGAGCAUGUUGCGGUUUAGAAGCCUCCUGGUCCGGCUCAUGCGAGCAAUCUUUAUGGGCAUACCCUUGCUGCUAGGAAUAACAGAGGAAACCCAAAAGAUAACCAUCCCAAUAUUGAAGCACAAGGAAGGGUACCCGAGAACAGAAGCCAUCAGGAUAUCAAUGGUUCCCCAGGCCGGUACUUCUUUUGUUCCGCAGUUGUAUGAAGGCAAAAUCAUCAUCAACUCCCAGCUCCCUUGGAGUAAAGAAAUAGUCCGCCGAUGGAAAUGGACGUUUUGCGUGUGGACAUCCAUACACAUUUACAUUAUGCUGCUCAUAAUUCUUGUGCGUUGCUUUACGCCGCUUAUUUUCCCAAUAACAACACCAACUCGUACGAUUCCUACCGAUCGUGGUGAUGAGCAAGAAGUCACGACCACGGAGGUAAGGAAAGAACCCCGGGUCCGGGAGGGAAGAAAGGAGGAAAGAGAAGUUUCGGAAGCAUUGAGAAGAUGGAAACAAAGUAGAAGCGAGAGAAAGGCCAUGCUUUUGCGCGGGGUUUCGCCUGCUUCGAGCACUAGUAAUAUAACCAGAGAAGAGACGUUUGUAGCUCCUACUACUACUACUGAAGAUGUAGGGGAUUCAGAAUCUGUCACUUUUGGAGGUUCUACAGAGUGA
Rhododendron vialii is the source of this 777-nucleotide messenger RNA. Its product is annotated as seipin-1. Bases 1 to 777 code for a protein of 258 amino acids. Gene Ontology annotation, biological process: lipid droplet organization; lipid storage. The record is from RefSeq and is a predicted model, not a curated record. Lineage: Eukaryota; Viridiplantae; Streptophyta; Magnoliopsida; Ericales; Ericaceae. Gene Ontology annotation, cellular component: endoplasmic reticulum membrane. The transcript is spliced from 2 exons.